Molecule: messenger RNA, 865 nt
Organism: Schistocerca gregaria
Lineage: Eukaryota; Metazoa; Arthropoda; Insecta; Orthoptera; Acrididae
Product: reactive oxygen species modulator 1
Exons: 3
Coding region: 203-439 (78 amino acids)
Biological process (GO): protein import into mitochondrial matrix; protein insertion into mitochondrial inner membrane
Cellular component (GO): TIM23 mitochondrial import inner membrane translocase complex
Source: RefSeq, a predicted model, not a curated record
CGACACAAGAUCUUUGUUUCUCUACGUUGAAUCAGUAAAAACAACGGAGAGCGAUGCAAACAUUUGGCAAACUAUAAGCCGAAAUAAUAUAAAAUUCUUCGAAACUAGACACUGAACCCGAGGAUCUUAAGCUUGAAUUCUGUAAGACACUGCCAGCGACAAUUUCGUUGAAAAAUUAUCCUGAAUUUCUAAUAAAGCAGAAAUGCCAGUCCCUGUGGGUGCUUACCAAACUGGUCCCAGUUGUUGGGAUCGUAUGAAACUGGGAUUUACAAUUGGUUUCUGUGUGGGAAUGGCAUCUGGUGCCCUAUUUGGAGGAUUCUCUGCUCUGAGGUAUGGGCUUCGUGGAAGAGAGCUCGUGAACAGUGUUGGUAAAAUGAUGCUGCAAGGUGGUGGCACUUUUGGAACAUUUAUGGCAAUUGGUACUGGAAUAAGGUGUUGAAAAUAACUUUGUUCCCAGAAUAUAAGACUGGAUAUGACAGGUUAACAUGUAGCACAAUGUUAAUAUGGCAUUAGCCAAAAUUAGCAAUGGACACAUUAUAGAAUAGGUGGCAUUGACAGAUUAGAUUAUUAUUAGCUGCAUAUUCUUUCUGGUUGAUAUGUUAUGAAACUGUAAAAAAAAUUGAAAUUGAGUGAGUCUGUGGUCUGUGAUUAAUAAAAUCAGCAAGUAUGUGAUUAAUAUCCUUAUGGAACUGACACAUGAAUUACUAAACAUAAGGCAUUGACUGUUUUUAAUUACAUGUAUAGUUGCUAACUAUCAUUUUUGGGUAUACUGAACAUUAAUACUAUUGGAAGUUUGUAUCACAACCCAUUUUUGGUUUUGCAUUAUUUCCUGUUGACAUUUGUAAUAAAGAAUCCUCUGAGAACA